This is a messenger RNA of Linum tenue, 1701 nucleotides long. Lineage: Eukaryota; Viridiplantae; Streptophyta; Magnoliopsida; Malpighiales; Linaceae. The record is from the annotation of a GenBank genome assembly.
GUGCGUACAACUUUUGUCUUACGAGAUCAACGCCUUAAAUAAAAAAAAGGUUCACCCACAACCCAUCGAACGUCUCUUCUCAAUAACUCUCUGCUCUUCUUCUCACAAUUCGCUCACCACGCCCUCCUUCCGUUCCUUCUUCUUCUCGAGCUGCUGGAUUUUUCUUUAUCAGAUACAGUCAAGUCUGCCUCGCAUCUUUUGAAUGAAUGGGACCCAUCAGAGGCUUCAAGCGGAGGAAGAAAUCUUCGGACCAUAAGGUUGACCAGAAUGCCUCACCUUCUACUCCUGCUUCAGCUGCUGCUAAGGACCAUGGUGCUUCUGUUCCUUCUCCGACCGAUAAAGCUGUUGAUUGGUGGGACGAUUUCUCCAAGAGGAUCACUGGGGCCAUUGUCUGAAUCAAAGAAUGCAAAGAGCUUUGAGUCCCUUUUCAGAAUUUCAAGGAAGACUUUCAACUACAUAUGUUCCCUAGUGAAGGAUGAUUUGGAAGCUCGGCCUUCUAACAUCUUGGAUCUAAACGGGAAGACAUUAACUCCACAUGAUCAAGUAGCUGUUGCUCUCCGCAGGCUGAGUUCAGGUGAGUCAUUAGCAAGCACAGGUAACGCCCUGGGAAUCAACCAAUCAACUGUUUCCCAAAUAACCUGGAGAUUCGUGGAAGCAAUGGAGGCAAAGGCAGUCCACCAUCUCCAGUGGCCAGCAUCAGAAGCAGAGAUGGAGCAGAUCAAGAACAAGUUCAUGAAAAUCCGCGGCCUCCCCAAUUGUUGCGGUGUAAUAGACGCUACACAUGUUCUCAUGACUGUUCCUACAGUCAACCAUUCACAUGAAGUGUGGCUUGAUCGAGAGAAGAAGUUCAGCAUGGUAAUGCAAGCAGUGGUGGACCCCGACAUGAGAUUCCGUGAUGUGAUCGUUGGGUAUCCAGGAAGCUUGAGCGAUGCUGUCAUCCUCCAGAGCUCAGGUUUCUUCAAACUAUGUGAAGAAGGCAAACGAUUGAACGGCAAGAAGAAGGAGCUGAUGGAAGGGACAGAGUUGGGUGAAUACAUUGUAGGGGAUGCAGGGUUCCCAUUGCUGCCAUGGCUCAUUACCCCGUUCCAGCAUGCUGUCCCGGGUCAUCAGGUCGAUUUCAACAAGCGGCAUUCUGCAACACGCUCGGUUGCAAAGAUUGCACUGGCGAGACUGAAGGAGAUGUGGAGGAUAAUCCACGGUGUGAUGUGGCUGCCUGAUAAGAACAAGUUGCCUAGGAUCAUCUUUGUUUGCUGCUUGCUGCAUAACAUUUUGAUUGACAUGGAGGAUAAGGAGCUGAAUGGAGUUCCUUCCUCUAGAGAUCAUGACCCGGAUUACAGACAGCAGUUCUGUGAGUCGGUCUCAGAGCCUGGUAGUGAGAUCAGAGAGAAACUCUCUCUAUACUUGUCCAGAAAGCCUCCACCUUGAUAAGAAACCAGUCUUGGUGGGACUUCUUCUUUCUGCCAACAGUGUUUCCUCUGACAUACAGGUUUUGAUAGUUACUAUAAAGAUUGGUGAACCAUUGAACAUGGGUUCUCAUUUUUUUCCUCAAUUGUCCAUGUUGAAUAGACAGACACAUUGUUGGCCUUUUACUUCUGUCUCUUUCAAUUGUUGUAGAAGGAAGUAUUUGUGUUGAAUUCCAUUUUUUUGUUGUAAUUAUGGAUAAGGAGUUGUUUGACCAAUCAUGUAAUGCUUUCCAUCAGG